GAGAACAACUCAGUCCUUGGAGUAGUCUACAAUGUGAGGCGGUAUUAUCACGGAGAGUCCACGUGCAGACCUUUCCCUGAAGGCACGCAGGCUAUCCUCCCAGGGAUUGAAGACUUGACACCGGCGCCAAAUCUGAACAGACUCUCACUACACCAGUUCACGGAACAGGAAAUCUCUGUCUCCGGCAACAGGUUAAGUCUGAAGACUGAGGCUACCUGCUGACCAACAAACUUUAAAGGCUGACUUCAAAAUGCAGCCAGGCCUAGCUAAUGCAGCGGGGCCUUCCCCGGCCGCUCUUCCUGUGACAGGGGCGUUCCUGAAGGGAGGCUGAAGAGCAAUGGGCCGACGCCGAGCCUGCCGCUCCCUCCCGGCGGGCACAGGAAAGGUGGAGCCCGCAGCCGUGGGUCCCCGCUCCGUGGCGCGGAGGGCCGGGGUCUCCGCGCCGCCCCGUCCCCCGCCCCGCCACUGCGGCACGGCUGAGUCACCACCGCCUCCGUCCUGCGGCGGGGCCGCCCCGGCCAGAGGCCGGGAAGGUCGCGUCCCCCGGGCUUGGACAGCCGUCGGGGUCGGAGCCAGGGCUGGGGCCGGGGCUGCGAGGCGAGCCUCGCGCCCUGCUCGCUGUUCCGGGGCUGGGAACCCGCGGCUCGGGCCACUCACGCGGAGGCUCGGGGGAGUCUACCGGUGGCGCCGGGCCCGGUCCCCCGAGGCCGAAGGGAGCCGGGCGCCAAAGAGCCAGGCUGGGCCACCCGCCGCCCCACACCGGCCCGGUCUCGCGGCCGCUUCCGUUCCGGCUCCUCACUCCUGCCGCUGGCCGCCCCGCUUACUUGGCUUUGAGGCGCAGCAGCUCCUCAAACUGCCCGGCUGAGCCGACCUCCUCCACGGCCGCUACAGCUGCCUCAGCCGCCCCCGCCGCCAUGCUGCCGCCGCCAGACAGGAGCAAUCCAGUGCCGGCGGCCGGAUGUGGGCGGGGCCGCGGAGAGCUGAGCGGCUGCGCGAGGGAAAGCCCCGCCUCUGCCUGUGCUGAGGCAGCAGAGCCUGAGAAAUCGCAGAAGGGGCCGCGGAGGUGGGCUCGGGAUCCCGGAUCCCGCCGGGGGGUUCCGACUCUGCCAAGUCUGGGCACUCCGCUGCGGGCCUCCUGGCUCCCGGGGUUCAUGGCUGUCGGGGCUCCCUGGCUGUAGGGGAUCCUGGCUAUGGAGGUUCCCGGUUAUAAGGGCUUCUGGCUGUAGUAGAUUCCUUGCUGUCAGGGCUCCUGGUGGUAGAGGCUUCUGGCUCUUGGGGUUCCUGGGUGUCAGGAUUCCUGUCUGUCAGGACACCUGACUCCUGAGGCUCCUGGCUUUUGGGGCUCCAGGCCUUCCUUGCACUUCCUGUGUCUCCUGGGUCUGUAAUAGUGAGAAGGGGCCGGUGGAGGGGUGGGGGUGAGACAUGUGAGUGAAAAGUGAAGUCAGAUGUGUACAUUUAGGAAGCUGAAAUUAUCAAAAAUGAAAUUGCAUAAAGGUGAGGAAGAACAGGGAGGUCUGGGAACAGAAGUGGUAGAUCUUGAACUUCAACACAGACACGGUGCUUCCAAUUCAGUCCAGGGACCUGAACCCGGAGCCUACAGCGCGUCCCUCCUCCCCUGGCCCUCCGCGCGUGCCACCGCUCAUUGCAGCCCCACCGAGCCAUCACCCAUUGUAACCUCAGAACAGAAGGGGCUGGGUGGGUCCACUGGGUUGGGGGCCUGGCUCCAAGAUCCCUGCACUCCUCCCACCUGGCCUCCUUGGGUGAUCCCUGGCUUGUCUUUCUCCCUUGGGAAUCGCCCUGAUGUUGGCUCUCCAUGUGGUGUACUCUGUACCCCACUCCCCAUGCUUCCCACGCACUUUCUGGCCUGAGUAAUCUCCAUGCCCCCAGUGACAUCAACCUCCAGGGAAACCUCAAUAGCAAGCCCAGAACCCUCCCCUGCACCCCAGAGCCUAGCAUCCAUUAACUUUGAGGAGGGGCUAUCUUUUAUUGGAUAUCCCCAAACCACACUGGGCCUUCCCUCCAAAGUGCCUCUCCUCUUGGUUCCCAUCUCAGGGAACACCAUCGCUCCCACCCAGACACUUGGGGCUCCUUCUGGUUGGUCCCCCUGCUGUCCCUGGGCUUUGAGGCCAAGCCCCCACAGAGCCUUCCCUACUAGCCAGGUGUUCCCAGGCCCCCUUUGCUUGCUUCUACCGUGGCCUGUCUUCUGUUCUAGAACUGUGCUUGUCCUCCAUUGGCCUGUGUUCUUAAAGGGCAGGAGUCAGACACAUAGGAGAUGCUCACUCCGUGCUAACAGCUGCCAGAGGACCAGGCUCACUGGAUUGCAAAGACUUCAUACGAGAAAAGUAGCAUAUCAUUCAUACUUUUUACAUUGAUUACAUGUUGAAAUGAGGAUAUUUGGAUAUAUUGGGUUUUCUGAAAUAUAUUAUUUAAAUUGGCCUCUUUUACCUUUGGCUCCUGAGAAAUGUCUAAUUUAAUAGGCAACUUGCAUUCGUGGCCCUUGAAUUUUCUUGGGCAGCACUACUGUGGUGAUUAAAAGUGGCCUUUUGGAGCCUGUCACAUGUAUACCUCACCUGGAGAAAUACAUGGUAUUGAACACGGUAAAUUGUGUUAUUUAAAAUGCAACAGGAGAAUGAUGAGGAAGCAUUUCGUAUCUUGCCUGUGGUGGUGGGAACACAAACUAAACAUGACAAAAUUGUAUAGAACUUGGCUGGGCGCUCUGACUCACACCUGUAAUCCCAACAAUUUGGAAACCCCAGGCAGGAGGAUCACUUGAGCCGAGGAGUUGGAGACCAGCGAGGCAACAUAGGAAGACCCAGUCUCUAC
Molecule: messenger RNA, 2823 nt
Organism: Pongo pygmaeus (Bornean orangutan)
Lineage: Eukaryota; Metazoa; Chordata; Mammalia; Primates; Hominidae
Product: OTU domain-containing protein 5-like
Exons: 2
Coding region: 338-865 (175 amino acids)
Source: RefSeq, a predicted model, not a curated record